CCCCGAGCCCGGAGCCCUCGCUUGUAAUCACAACAUGAUCUCGCGUGCGAAGCAGCAGAGCCGGCUGGGAGAGGCCGGCCGAGGCCCAGGUCCGGCUCUGCGCUGGGCUCUGGCUUCCCCGGGGAGCUGCUCGCAGAGCCCCGCCGCCGCCGCCGCCAUGUACCCCGCUGGGACUGGGGUGGCUGACUCUCUGCUUCGCAAGAAAGAGCAGAAGGAUGAAGAGCUGGACAGGAGAAUUGUGGCACUUAGAAGGAAGAACCAAGCAUUAUUGCGGAGGUAUCAGGAGAUUGAGGAAGACCGGAGGCAGGCAGAGAAGGAGGGUAUGGCAGUGACUGCUCCUCGGCCACCUCGGGCAGACGGACUUACCAUUACCAUUACAAAGGCUCACAGUGAGAAGCGGGUGGUGAAUGAUAGGAGAGCAAGCAGUCAUCCUAACAGCCUGGGCCCAGGAGUGAACAAUGAGGAGGAACUUGGGGAGCAGGAGGAAGAAGAGGAUGAGGAAGAAGAGGAUGAUCACACCUUUACCUUUCGGUUGGGGAAGCGGGUCCAGUUGGCAGUGACCAUGGAGAACAAAGUCAAGGGCAAGAGGAUUGUGUCAACUAAGGCUAGGAGUCAAAGAGACGAAAGCACUCUGAGAGGGGGCUCCAGCCUAGGAAGCCCCAUGCAGAUAGCAAUCACUAUGGAACCUGGACAAAAGGCUGUGGGCCCAGGGUCCCAGGAGCUUGGGAGGGAUUAUGUUCGAUGGAAGCAAGAGCGGGAACAGAUUGACCUUGCACGUCUGGCACGGCACAGGGAUGCUCAGGGAGAGUGGCGUCGUCCUUGGGAUCUGGACAAGUCUAAGCAUAUGUUUCAGGAUGCCAGCAAAGCCAGGGAUCUGAGCAUAUCAGGGGGUAGCAGCAAAAAGGGACCCAGGAAUUACCGGAAGUUCCAGUCUAGGCCAUUACCCCCUGAUGAAAGAGGUAGCAGUGCUCACAGUGGGAACCUAGGUAAACCCAAGGUACCGGCCAUGAGCAGUAAAGCCCGUGGGAAGGACAGGCUAACUGGCCGGGCCCGCAGGUGGGAUACGAAAGAGGGAGAGGAGCAAUCCUGCCCCAGAGAGGAGUCCGAGAGUCAGGGUUCUCACAACACACAGAGGUCACAGAAUGAGGAGGAUGACAAGCAGAGAGUAAAGAGGGUGGAACACAGUGACCAGUGUGGCAGUCAGGAGCCCGGCACCGGUCUGCCCAGCCUGGACGGGCCCCAGAGAGAGAGAGUAGCCAAGCCCAGUGCCAGCCACACAGGGUCCAGCUCAGAGCCGCGGUCCCCCCGGAAGGUCGUGCCUGUGCUUCCUUUCUUCUCCCCAGGAGACGCCAACAGCCCUGCGGCCAGAGGCAGCCGGCCAAGUGCGGGAGCCAGCCUCGAGGGGAGCAGCCUCCCCUCUCCUGACCCUUCAGAGCAAGCCCAGAAGCUGAGCCACAAUAUGGCAGAGCUGAGCAUCCAAGAGGGCCCUGAGCAGAAGAUGAGGCUCCAGGAACCUAGGGAGGAUGGUGCAGGCCAGGCUGGAAGUCAGGGGCAGCCCUCCCAGAAAAGCCAGCCAAGGGCAAAGAGCGACGAGAAGAGUGGCGAGCAGGAUUGAGGUGGAUCCCAGAAGGCGAGUGAUGAAAGAAAACCAGAAUUUCUUUGAGCAUCACUACCUAUGGUUGAUUCUCUUGAGUACCUAGUAGAAUCUUUUUCUCGUGAAUCUCAUUUCCUGGAUCUCAUCAUUUAGGCCCAAAUUUCAUCAUGUAUUUCCUUUUUUUUUUGCCAACUUCCUCCUCCUGAGCAUUGCCCACUGCUGUACAUCUCUGAGUUUUUCUAUUUUAUUUAUGCCUUUGCCCUGCCAGAGAAGGUUUAUCCCUUUGCCAAAAAAAUGAACCUUGGACAGUUCAGAAGAUAUAAGGUCCCUAUAAUGCAUGAUUGAAGAGGUGAUAUUUGAGGAAUGGAAGUAAACUCAUGAUCCUGGUUGGGCACUUGUGUUGCUGAAUAUGCUGUAGAAUUCUGGAGGGCCUUGGACUUUUUUCUUUCUGGGAUCACCAUCUCUACUUUCAGGAUGUGGAAAAUCAGCCUCCUGAAAUGAAAUGCAGCCUUUAAAAAAGGCCUGAGUGGGAUUGUGCUGGGUUCUUACAAUAGGGAGUGAGGAAAAGAUGAAAAAAAAAGAUUAGAAUGCUGGGAUUGGUGUAAGGAGAGAAUAAGAAAAUCAUUUCAUGGCUUGUGAGAAUAUUUCUGUUCAUAUGGAAGUAACUGCUCCUGAGGGACAUAUUUUUGGACUCUAGGUUAAGAUGGAAAAUCCAGUUCCCAGCUAGGGAAACUGGAAGACCCUUAUCUUCUAGCUGGACAUAUAUAAGUCCCUGUAGUUGGUAUAAAGCAUUGCGAUUCCUCUCUCCAAAGGAAAACUGCUUUAGAGGGGAGGCUGACCUUGAAUUCUGACGACCUCUAACUACACCUGCCCUUAAAAGCAGAUGACUAUCCAUCCGGAUUGUGGUGCUUUCUUCACUGAGAAAUUUGUGUGUUUUGUGUCUGCAUGUGUGAUAUUAUGGGAUGAGGGAUGUAGAAUAAGGAACUGUGAGCAAUGAUUCAAGUUUUCUAGUGGGUUCCUAGGCUAGAGGAAUCCAGGUUAGGAUGGCAGCAAAGAAAGGAUAUUUCACUUGAUGGGAAUCUCAAGUUUGCAGAGCAUUUCUCAAAAAGCUGUCAGGAGAAACAAUGCCACAAAUUUAGGUUUUAAUCCCACAUCAGAAGCUGAAGAGAUUGGUGAGUAGCUACGGAAGGAACAAACAGUAUCUCAACUGAAGUGAAAUUGUAAUCUAAAACAAAUAAAAUUAAGCAUUCCUGA
Messenger RNA from Sarcophilus harrisii (Tasmanian devil), 2848 nucleotides. It is a transcript of the gene CCDC9B, whose product is annotated as coiled-coil domain containing 9B. The record is from RefSeq and is a predicted model, not a curated record. Lineage: Eukaryota; Metazoa; Chordata; Mammalia; Dasyuromorphia; Dasyuridae.